AGUUGAUGAAAUAUAAUCAUGACCAACCCUAUAACAAAAUGUCAUUGCAUAGCCCCUCGCUGCGAUAUUCAAAAGAGCGAACGUUAAAUUAAAAGAAAGAGUAAAAAGAAGAAAAUCUAGUUUUGGAGGCAGAGUUGUUUGAACUACGGUUGAGAGUGGUCGCGAAUAAAGUUGUUCUCUGUGAAUAAAUUGUAUUUUAUUACCGCUCCGAAAAGUGUACCAAAAACCUACGUCGGCGAGACUCUACAAUUUGGCGCAGCCGAACGGAUUUUUUUUCCCCAAGAUGGACUACGACAAAAGUUGCCCGUUAGCACCAUUCAACGACGCGGUUGAUGCAUCGGAUCUCCGCCGAGAGUGGGAAGAGUGGUUAAGGGCGUUCGAACUCCUGCUGGAGUUGAAACAGGUUGACUCGCAGCACGAAAGACUGAUUCUUAUGCUGGCACGAGGUGGUCGUGGUCUUCAGAGGAUUUACUUUAAUCUGAGACCAGUGCCUGGUGAGAUUCAACCGGGACCAGCAAAAGUCCCACUUGCACCUCAGGAGACCCCGGAAUACGAUAACGCUGUCAAACGCUUGAAUAACUUUUUCGUUGGAAAGCGUAAUGAGCGAGUUGAACUGGAAGUUUUCCGUUCAUUGAAACAGUCUACUGAAGAAUCCUUCAACAACUUCAUUUUGAAGCUCCGCACGCAGGCGAACCGAUGUGAUUUUCGAGAGCGUGAGGAGAAAGAAAUACUACAGCAAGUAACGAUGGGAGCAAGAGAUGACAGAGUAAGAGAUAAGGGUCUGGAGAAUGUAAUGAAUCUUGAUGAACUGACUAACUACGCUGUUAAUCGAGAACUCUUGGCAAAACAAAAAGAGAAAUCACACCCGUUUAAGGUAGACGCUGAACCGGUUAGUGUAUCUGCAGUGAAGCAAGUUUGGGGCAGAAAGUAUCAGCCCAGAGAGAGAUCUUUUGGAACAACCGUAUACAAGAGCGAAAAACCGUGGAAUGAUGGAAACCGUACUCGAUUGGAGUGCGAUCGUUGCGGUUCGUGGAAACAUCACAAAGAUUCACCAAGCUGCAUCGCUCGAAACUCGAAAUGCAACAAUUGCGGGCGUACAGGUCAUUUUGCCCGAAAAUGCAGAGCAGCACGGAAGAAACAACUCAAAUCCCGCAGCACCUGGAGACGUACCGAGGAUGAAGCAAACGCGCUACGAUAUGAUGACUGCGGCGAGAUAGAAGCAUUGCAACAUCGUCCGACGUCGGAGGAAUCUUUGAAGAGCCCACCCAGAACUCGGACGCACCAGAAGGAGACUUAGACGAAACGAGUAGAAUGAUGUUGGGGAAGGAAGGCAAGUCGGGAGCAUUUAAGAGACAGGCCAAAGAACACACCAUGCCAAAACGUCCUAAGCGUGAGAAAAAAACUACCCGCUAGAUUUAGUUCAUAGUUUAAAGUUUGGUUGAUAGAACCAUUUUUAUUAGAGUAGAGAAGGGAUGUAGAGUUGAUGAAAUAUAAUCAUGACCAACCCUAUAACAAAAUGUCAUUGCAUAGCCCCUCGCUGCGAUAUUCAAAAGAGCGAACGUUAAAUUAAAAGAAAGAGUAAAAAGAAGAAAAUCU
Armigeres subalbatus is the source of this 1596-nucleotide messenger RNA. RefSeq lists its product as uncharacterized. Lineage: Eukaryota; Metazoa; Arthropoda; Insecta; Diptera; Culicidae. The record is from RefSeq and is a predicted model, not a curated record. Gene Ontology annotation, molecular function: nucleic acid binding; zinc ion binding. The coding region runs from base 284 to 1297 and encodes 337 amino acids. The transcript has 3 exons.